CCACUCGUGACCUCUUAGCUGUGUACGUAACGAGAGGAGAGAUGACUGAACAGAGGUGUGAUUGUUCCGCUUGGCCCUCGACACCAGCGAGUUAACGAGGAGAAUACGGAGCGCAGUCAAGAUGUCCCACUAACGGAAUGUCGUUACAGACAGAAACGACGCUCGGUUAUUCGGGGAAUUUCGUCAGACAGACGUCGGACGUUGCUAAACGGGCAGAUAGCUAAUCUGAAUUAGCCCGUGUGUCGGUUCUUUGACAGCUCCAGCUGUUCGCACAUGACAGUCGACGUGUUAAUCAGGAACGUGAACGCCAGGUGUGAAGCAGCUCGUUAGCUGCAUUUGUUGACAGCCACGUCAGCUAACGUUAGCUUAGCGCUAUAGCCCUCCGGUCUGUCAUUUUGAGAGCACUUCUGUGCUGUUGGUUCGGUGUUGUGAGUCAUAUUAUCUAUCAAAAAGCUUCAAAGGACAAUGGCUCCGAUGGGUAUCCGGCUGUCUCCGCUCGGCGUGGCGAUGUUCUGCCUCCUCGGAGUCGGCGUCAUCUACCACCUGUACGCAGGGGUCAUCUCCAACCGCUGGGCUGCUUUCAGACAGAGGAGCAAAGUGGAUCUGAGGGACCUGCUGGCUGUCUCGGUGGAGGCUGCUGUGCUCGGUGGCACAGAGGUGAAGAAGGUGCGCCAUGAAAAUGCCCUGCAGGAGAAGUCAAAGGGCAAGACGCAGGAGGGAGCCACUGAGCUUCUGACCAUGGGAGACCUGCAGUCUCAUAGAAAGAUGUUUAACCUCAUAAGCAACACCUUCCCUGAUGUCACGGUGAACAGCGAGGAGCAUGACAAUAUGGUGGACAAGGCUGCAUCCUGGAACCGGAACAUUCCUGCCGACAUACUAGACAAGAUAGAGGGGGGCAAGGACGUCCCCCCUGAGAGCGUCACAGUGUGGAUCGACCCUCUGGAUGCUACUCAGGAAUACACAGAGAAUCUGGUGAAGUAUGUGACCACAAUGGUGUGCGUGGCUGUAGAUGGUAAACCAGUCAUCGGGGUCAUACACCAGCCGUUCACUGAUUUCACUGCCUGGGCGUUUGUAGGUCAGGGGUCAAAUAUGAGACCCCGUCCGUCCUACAGUGUCAGCCCUCCGAAGGCGAUCGUAUCACGUUCCCACUCCGGAAAAGUAAAAAGCUUUGUUCAGGAUGCUUUUGGAAACGGCACAACGAUCAUAGGAGCAGGUGGAGCAGGAUAUAAGGUCCUGUCACUUCUGGCGAUGCCUUCCAGUGAAACAGGUUCUAUGGACCAGGCAGACGUUUACAUCCACGUCACCUUUAUUAAGAAAUGGGACAUCUGCGCUGGUGCAGCACUACUCAAUGCGCUGGGUGGCCACAUGACGACGCUAAAGGGAGAGGAUAUCGACUACAGUGGAACGCCGCUCAACAAAGGAGGACUGGUGGCCAGUGUUGGUGUGGACCAUAAGGCCUUACUGGAGAGACUACCAAACUGGGAACCUGAAAAGCACUGAGACGCGCACAAAGACAGAGCCAUUGGUAGUUCGGUCAUGUUGUGGAGAGGGCAACAUGUGGCAGCGAUUGUCUAUAAGAGCGGCCUGUAACCAGGCCCGUGCCAUUUCAUCGCCGUGUGACCCCAAACAUCCGCCGAUCGGAUGGCUGGGAGUCACCGUCACGGGCCACCGAGCAGGACUGUGCAGGAACCAACAUGGCUGCCGCUGGAUACUGCAAUGGCUGACAAAAUGGCUCUAAACUCACACUCCUGGACAUGCACACAUACUUGCAGCUAGGAGAAACGGUACACACAAACACAUGCUCACAGCGAGCACCUUCAUUUUCA
Anarrhichthys ocellatus (wolf-eel) is the source of this 1826-nucleotide messenger RNA. It is a transcript of the gene bpnt2, whose product is annotated as 3'(2'), 5'-bisphosphate nucleotidase 2. Lineage: Eukaryota; Metazoa; Chordata; Actinopteri; Perciformes; Anarhichadidae. The record is from RefSeq and is a predicted model, not a curated record. Gene Ontology annotation, molecular function: 3'-nucleotidase activity. The transcript has 8 exons. Gene Ontology annotation, cellular component: endomembrane system. Gene Ontology annotation, biological process: phosphatidylinositol phosphate biosynthetic process. Bases 466 to 1500 code for a protein of 344 amino acids.